Molecule: messenger RNA, 2685 nt
Organism: Adineta steineri
Lineage: Eukaryota; Metazoa; Rotifera; Eurotatoria; Adinetida; Adinetidae
Source: the annotation of a GenBank genome assembly
AUGGCAACUAUAAAUAAUAGUAGUACAUCAUUAGAACCAAUAGCUUUAAUAGGUAUGUCAUGUGAAUUUGCAGGUGAUAUUCAUUCACCAAAUGAUUUAUGGCAUGCACUAAAAGAAAGUCGUGAUGUUGGUAGUACAACACCAAUUGAUCGAUUUGAUCUUGAAUCAUUUACUGCUCAUAUGCUUAAUAUGGAUAAUAGUGGACAAUUUCGUCAAAAACUUCUUCGUGCUGGUUAUUUUAUGUCAAAUCAACAAUGGGAUAUGUUUGAACCAAGUUUUUUUGAUUUAUCAGAUGCUGAAGCAGGCAGCGUUGAUCCAUGCCAUCGAUUACUUAUGUUAAAAUUUGUUCAUUUGCUUGAUGAUGCUGGAUACAGUGUUGAAAAAAUCAAUGGUACAAAAACAUCAGUACAUAUUGGACAGUUUUCAACAGAUCAUGCACUUGCAACAAGUCGUAUGAGACCUGAACAUCGGUCAAGAUUUCAUGGGCCUAAUAGUUUAUUAUAUAAUGCUUCAACUCGUUUAUCAUAUCAUUUUAAUUUACAUGGUCCAAAUGUCUCAUUAGAUGUUGCUUGUUCAUCAUCUUUAGAAGCUUUGCAUAUGGCUGUACAAUGUCUUCGUACAAAUGAAGCCGAUAUGGCUGUAUGUGGUGGUGUUAAUGGAAUUUUUACACCAGAAAAUUUUUUGUUUAGUUCACUUAUUGGUGCACAAUCACCUGAUGGAAGAAGUCGAUCAUUUAGUGCUGAUGCUAAUGGUUAUGCUAAAGGUGAUGGUCUUGGUCUUUUAUUAUUAAAACGAUUAAGUGAUGCUGAACGUGAUGGAGAUCGUAUAUAUUGUGUUAUUCGUGAUGUACUUAGUGGUCAUGAUGGAAACGAAGAUAAACUAAAUUUUGUCGUUCCAUCCGCUGCUGGACAAGGACGUUUAUUAGCAAAUAUUUAUUCAAGAAAUAAUUUUGAUACUCGAAAAAUCUUAUUUGUAGAAGCACAUGGUACAGGGACACCAGUUGGUGAUCCAAUUGAAGCCAAUUGUUUAGGUCGUUUUUUUAAUCGAUCAAAUCUUGAUCCACCAUUAUUAUUAGGUUCAAUUAAAAGUAAUUUAGGACAUACAGAAGGUGCAGCUGGCGUAGCAUCACUUAUUAAAGUUGCUAUGUGUAUGUAUCAUCGUGGUAUUACAGCAAAUAUGCAAUUUACUUCACUUAAUCCAAAAAUAGAUGCACAAAAAUAUAAUCUACAUAUUGUUCAAAAUUUUAUACCAUUUCCAACUCUUCCAAAUAAUGAAAAAAUAGCUAUAGGAGUUAAUUCAUUUGGAAUGGGUGGUACAACGACACAUGCUAUUAUUGAAGAAUAUCAACCAAAUAAAAUAUCAAUUACAAAUGGUCAUAUCAACGGAUAUCAUAUUAAAAGUAAACAAUAUUUUACUUUCAUUUUUUCAACAAAAAGUCGUCAAACUCUUAAUGAUCAAUUAAUUGAAUUCAAACGUUGGUUAGACACAAAACCAAUUAAUAAUAUAGAUGAUGAUGAUGAUGAUCAAGCUUUUCUUCAACGUAUAUCUCAGCAACUUCUUCUUAAAAGAACUAUUAGUUAUACACAUUCAGCAAUCUUUGUUUUCGUCAAUCGUCAACAAUUACAAGAUCAAAUCAAUGCUUUUCUUACUGAACAAACAUCACCAGGCCUCUCAAUCAUAUCACGUCCAACAAAAGCAUUAUCACAGAAAAUAUGUUUUGUUUUUAGUGGACAAGGUCCUCAAUGGUGGGCUAUGGGUAGACAAUUAUAUGAAAGUGAACCUUUGUUUAAUAAAUGGAUUAAUUUAAUUGAUAAAGAAAUGACAAAAAUUAAUAAUGGUGAAUGGAGAUUAUUAGAAGAAUUAAUCGAAAAGAAAAAUGAACAAGAAUCUCGUAUUAAUGAUACAAAUAUUGCUCAACCAACAUUAUUUACAAUACAAGUUGCAUUAACAGUUUCACUUAUUUCAUGGAAAAUUGAUCCAUCAUCUAUAAUAUCACAUAGUGCUGGUGAUCAAGCAGCUGCUUUUGUUGCUGGUCGUUUAAGUUUAGAAGAAGCUAUUCGUAUGUUAGCUGUUUCAAUGAGUGAAGAAGAAAUAGAAAAUAAACUUCUUAAAGGUAUUGAACAUUUGGCUUGUAUUGCUUUUGUUAAUAGUCCUCGUUCAGUGACAAUAAGUAGUGAUGAAAUACAACAAAUACUUUCAAUCUCUUAUCCAAAUGUAUUUGAAGCACGACUUCAUAAAGCAGCAAAUGUUUUUCUUGAAAUUUCGUCACACCUAGUUUUAGUAAAAUCAAUUCGUGAAUGUUAUGAAUUAACAAAUCAACAACAAUCAUCGCCACUUAUUCUUCCAACAUUAAAACGAAAAGAAAAUGAACAAAUAACACUACUUUCUAGUCUAGCACAACUUACAACAUCAUCUCAUGUAUGGCAACAAUAUUUCCAUACUCGUCAAAUUUUACCUAUGAAAAAUCAUAAAGAAUAUUUUGAUACUAAUCGUAUACCGACUCAUCCAUUACUUGGCAUUCGUCAAUUAGUUGAUCAAACAAGUGCAACAUGGAAAAGUCUUAUUAAUAUUAAUCUAUCACAACAUAUUUAUUUAAAAGAUUAUAAAAGUCAAGAUCUAAUUCUUUUUCCAGCUGUUGCUUAUCUUGAACUUGCAACAGCUGCUUGUCAACAAUUACUUCCAUGA